Messenger RNA from Salvelinus namaycush (lake trout), 1986 nucleotides. It is a transcript of the gene nim1k, whose product is annotated as NIM1 serine/threonine protein kinase. Gene Ontology annotation, biological process: intracellular signal transduction; microtubule cytoskeleton organization; protein phosphorylation. The record is from RefSeq and is a predicted model, not a curated record. Gene Ontology annotation, molecular function: tau-protein kinase activity; protein serine/threonine kinase activity; ATP binding. Bases 125 to 1477 code for a protein of 450 amino acids. Gene Ontology annotation, cellular component: cytoplasm. Lineage: Eukaryota; Metazoa; Chordata; Actinopteri; Salmoniformes; Salmonidae. The transcript has 6 exons.
GCGGUCGUCUGGACAUUCGGUGAACAGAAAAGUUCUCUACAUGGACCCUAUGUAUAAAGGUGGUGCCUUGCAUCAGAACCCCCUCCAGCCAUGAGCUACCCCCAUCCUAGGCAUCCUGGGUAGGAUGACGGCCGUGUACCCCUCUGGGGUAGGCUCUGCUGGGGCUACGGUGGGGAGUUCCAGGGGCUCUGGGGCUGGGAGAACAGGCGGUCAGGACAGGAGAUAUGCCCGCUGGAGCCGUCAGGACAGCUCGGACAUCGCUACAGAUGAUGAGGGGGUCCCUGCCCGCCAACUCAGCCCCCUGGAGAGGCUGAACCUCGACAUGUGCCAGGACGACAGGGUGGUCCGUGAGCUCACAGUGGGCCGACGUAUCGGCUUCUACAAGGUCCGCGGGGAGAUCGGCUGUGGAAACUUCUCCCAUGUCAAGCUGGGGAUCCACGCCCUCACCAACGACAAGGUGGCCAUUAAGAUCCUGGAUAAGACCAAGCUGGACCAGAAGACCCAGAGGCUACUGUCCAGAGAGAUCUCCAGCAUGGAGAGACUACACCACCCCAACAUCAUACGUCUCUACGAGGUGGUGGAGACGUUGUCACGGUUACACCUGGUGAUGGAGUAUGCUGGUGGAGGAGAGCUCUACACCAAGAUUAGCAUGGAGGGGAAACUGUCGGACAUCGACAGCAAGAUUGUCUUCUCUCAGAUCCUCUCGGCUGUCAAACACAUGCAUGACAACAGCAUCAUCCACCGUGACCUGAAGGCAGAGAACGUGUUCUACACGUGCAGCACCUGCGUCAAGGUGGGAGACUUCGGCUUCAGCACGCUGAGCCGCCGCGACGAGACCCUCAACACGUUCUGCGGCUCCCCGCCCUACGCCGCGCCUGAACUCUUCAGGGACGAACACUACCUGGGCGUCUUCGUAGACAUCUGGGCCCUGGGCAUCAUGCUGUUCUUCAUGGUGACAGGAACCAUGCCCUUCAGGGCGGACACGGUGGCCAAACUGAAGCGCUGCAUUCUAGAGGGGGCCUAUGUGCUGCCCUGCUGGGUACAGGAGCCCUGCCAGAGGCUGAUCAGAGGCAUCCUCCAGCCCCAGCCCUCAGACCGCUGCAGUGUGGAGCAGAUGAUGGGCUGUGAGUGGCUGCUGCCUAUAGACUUCCCCCGGGCCAUGGAGCCCUUUAAACUGGACCCGUCCUAUCUGGCCGAGAGCACGCCUUCAGAGUUGGAGGAGGAUGAGGCGGAGGUGAGGGAGGCGCUGGAGAUACUAGGGAUCACCCCGGAGCAUAUCUUAAAUAAUCAGGGGAAGGACUGUAGGAGUUCUGUUACGGGCAUUUAUAGGAUUCUGUUGCACCGUGCGCACAAGAGGCGGGCGGUGGAGAGCAUGCCUGUGGUUACACAUGUGGUCGGGUCCAGCGUGAGUAAAAAGGACCGGCUAAAGGCGUACCACAGCUUACGGCACACCUCCAAGCUCUGUGUGAUUCUGUGACGAAAAGCCUUUGCUCCUAUAGUUGAACUUUUGUUGUAGUUUUUUUGUCAAUAAAGUAAACAUUUAUGUGACUGUGAAUGAGGAAUGAGGUGGUGAAUUUUAAAUCAGUGCAACUUCUGUCUAGAAUGUUUAUCGACAAAAUGUUCACCGCAGAUAAGAAAAACGGGGGAAAAAUCCUAAAGUUGGGAUUGACGUUAGGAUUUUUCUUAUUUUUAAAUCAGUCUCUGUGAGAAUAUACUUUAGCCUGGGUGCCUGUCUUUUUCGACUUUAUCUUACCAGACAAGGCAAAAAUUGUACAUACUGUCAUCCAGCAGACGCUUUUCUCCAAAGUGACAUACUGUUAACGCGUACGUAUAUUCAUAUGACCUCAUGCAGCAAUAAGUCCUACAACUCUGGUGUUACAAUCACAACCUGAAGCGACUGAGGCUUGGUAAAACCAGAUGUAGCAUUGUGGAAUGCAGAAAGAGUCAAGCAUCCAGGCUAAUGAGAAUGAAGAAUGUGAUAAUUUG